UUCGCAGCCAUGGUCGCCGUCGCCCAGCCCGCAGCCCCCGCCCGCAAAAACAGAAGACGAGAGUCCAAGAAGAAGGCCCCCAAACUACCCACAGACGAUGCCGAUAUGGCUGGGGUGGACUCAGAUGGCGAACCUGAAGCUUCCACUUCCUCCCCAGCCCAACCCCCGCCACCGAUCCAGAACGACGACGAUGAAGACGACCUCAUGUUAGAUCCGGAGCCAUUGGCCGCACCAACUGGCGCCCCGACCUUCUCCGCUCUCCCCGCCAGCGCAGAAAAAACUGCUCUCAAAUCAGAAACCCGUCGCAUACCAAUACCCCCACAUCGCAUGACGCCUUUGAAAAAGGACUGGAUCAAUAUAUUUGGGCCGCUGACGGAGAUCCUGGGUCUGCAAGUGCGCAUGAACGUCCAAAGGAGAUGUGUCGAAGCACGGACAUCCAAAGCUACCAAAGACAUCGGUGCCCUCCAGAAAGGCGCCGAUUUUGUGAAAGCAUUCGCCUUGGGUUUCGACAUCAAUGAUGCCAUCGCCCUGCUCCGAUUAGACGACCUCUACCUCGACUCGUUCGAAAUCAAGGACGUCAAGACACUCCAAGGCGACCACCUUUCUCGUGCCAUUGGCCGCAUCGCUGGUCAAGACGGCAAAACCAAAUUCACAAUCGAGAAUGCCAGCAGGACGCGUAUUGUCCUUGCCGACACUAAAAUACACAUCAUGGGUUCCUUCCAAAACAUCAAGAUAGCGCGAGACGCAAUCGUCUCUUUAAUCCUUGGCUCCCCUCCUGGAAAAGUUUAUGCAGGUUUACGCACUGUUGCCUCGCGCAUGCGCCAGCGUGCCUUAUAG
Molecule: messenger RNA, 837 nt
Organism: Mycena indigotica
Lineage: Eukaryota; Fungi; Basidiomycota; Agaricomycetes; Agaricales; Mycenaceae
Product: KH domain-containing protein
Exons: 5
Coding region: 10-837 (275 amino acids)
Cellular component (GO): nucleolus
Molecular function (GO): RNA binding
Source: RefSeq, a predicted model, not a curated record